CUUCCCACCUCUCCACUCCCUCUCUCAUUUUUCUAAGCAAUGGGUGCGGUCAGAGCAGCACCACUCUCUUUGCUCAGUGUAUGGAUAAGCUUACUCCUCUACUGCAUCACCUAUGCAGUUGCCCUAGACUACAAGGAUGCACUCUCCAAAUCCAUUCUCUUUUUCGAGGCGCAGCGUUCUGGAAAUCUGCCUUCCGACCAACGUGUCACAUGGAGAGCAGACUCUGCGAUGUCUGAUGGCUCUGCUGAUCAUGUUGAUCUGGUGGGAGGAUACUAUGAUGCAGGGGACAACGUCAAGUUCGGACUCCCCAUGGCUUUCACAACAACACUGCUGGCAUGGAGCGUGAUUGAAUUUGGAAGCUCAAUGCAAGACCAGCUUGGCAAUGCCAAAGCCGCGGUCCGAUGGGGCACUGAUUAUCUGCUCAAGGCAGCUACUGCAAAGCCGAACACUCUAUAUGUCCAAAUUGGAGAACCCAGUGCAGACCAUAGGUGCUGGGAGAGGCCAGAAGACAUGGACACACCUCGCAACGUUUACAAAGUGUCACCCCAAAGCCCAGGAUCAGAUGUAGCAGCGGAAACUGCUGCCGCAUUGGCUGCCAGUUCGAUUGUGUUCCAAGACUCUGACCCCUCAUAUUCUAGCAAACUUCUCCAAAUUGCAAAGCAGGUUUUUGAAUUUGCUGACAAAUAUAAAGGAUCUUAUAGCGACAACCUGAACUCUGUUGUCUGCCCAUUCUACUGCUCUUACUCCGGAUACCAUGAUGAGCUUCUUUGGGGUGCAUCAUGGUUGCAUAGAGCAUCACAAGACAAAAUGUAUAUGGCCUACAUUUACUCCAAUGGUCAGACACUCGGGGCAGAUGAUAGCAGUAACUCUUUUAGCUGGGAUGACAAACAUGCAGGCACCAGAAUUCUUCUCUCCAAGGCAUUCUUGUUGGACAAAGUGCAAGAAUUGCAGACAUACAAGUCUCAUGCCGAUAAUUUCAUAUGCUCCCUGGUUCCAGGAACUUCCAAUUACCAGGCCCAGUACACACCAGGGGGUCUUCUUUACAAGGAAAGUGAAAGCAACCUACAGUAUGUGACCUCCACAGCUUUCCUUUUGAUCGCAUAUGCCAAAUACUUGAGCUCUUCAGGGGCAGCAGCUUAUUGUGGAAACUCUGCAAUCACAACUCAGAAACUAAUCUCACUGGCCAAGAGCCAGGUCGAUUACAUCUUAGGACAAAACCCAUCGAAACUCUCGUUUAUGGUGGGCUUUGGGAAUAGAUAUCCGCAACAUGUUCACCACAGAGGCUCGUCAUUGCCAUCAGUUCAUGCCCACCCUGAUUCCAUACCAUGUAAUGACGGUUUCCAAUAUCUCUACUCGAACAUGCCCAAUCCCAACAUAUUGGUUGGUGCUGUUUUGGGUGGACCAGACAACAGAGAUGAAUUUUCAGACGACAGGAAUAACUAUCAGCAAUCGGAGCCAGCAACUUAUAUCAAUGCCCCUCUUGUUGGUGCACUUGCAUUUCUGGCCUCCACAUCAGUGCACUGAGAGUUUCCUUUUCGCUACUGGUGGGUUAUUUUGUACCGUACUAUGAUACUAAUGCAAUAUUCAAGGAAAAAAAGUAGUUAGUGACCAUCACUGAUGCUUAAAGUCUUAGACAUUUUAGAUUUUAUAAGAGUUUGAUUUUUAUGGGGAAGCCAGAGAAUCCUUUCUGCUGC
Messenger RNA from Amborella trichopoda, 1694 nucleotides. Its product is annotated as endoglucanase 1-like. NCBI's taxonomy places the organism in Eukaryota, Viridiplantae, Streptophyta, Magnoliopsida, Amborellales, Amborellaceae. Gene Ontology annotation, biological process: carbohydrate metabolic process. The record is from RefSeq and is a predicted model, not a curated record. Gene Ontology annotation, molecular function: hydrolase activity, hydrolyzing O-glycosyl compounds.